Molecule: messenger RNA, 728 nt
Organism: Megachile rotundata (alfalfa leafcutting bee)
Lineage: Eukaryota; Metazoa; Arthropoda; Insecta; Hymenoptera; Megachilidae
Source: RefSeq, a predicted model, not a curated record
GGCGGUAGGGAUUGUUUCCUCUCGGCCACCAUUUUCUCUAGGGAAACCAGAUUUAUUCUUGGGUCUAAAAAUUCAUUGCUACAAAAGGAAAAUAUUGGUAAAAAGUAACAAUGCGCAAUAUUGAAAUAAAAGCAAAAAUUACCAAUCUGUCAUAUACAGUUUCCCGAAUUAAGCAGUUAACUGAUACUUAUUGUACUGUUAUAAAGCAACAUGAUACAUUCUUCAAAGUAGCUGAAGGAAGAUUAAAAUUACGAAGAUUUGAAAAUGGUUCAGGAGAGUUAAUUUAUUAUAAAAGAUCUAAUAUAUUGGGCCCAAAACUUUGUAAUUAUGAAAAAGCAGCAUUAGAAGCUAAUGCUUGUGUCGAAAUUAAAAAUAUUUUGAGUGCAUCAAAUGGCUGCAUAGGUACUGUGGAAAAAACAAGGCAAUUGUACAUGGUUGGACAGACUCGUAUACAUGUUGAUGACGUUGAAGGCUUAGGAAACUUUUUAGAAUUAGAGUUCCAGAAAAAUCUUAUUUCGAUGACUAGUUUACUCAGAAUAACUGAUAAUUGCACAGUACUGUUAUUGCAUACACGGUGUGCAAUCAGUCUCGAAUGGGUUAACCUGUGUUAUUUUAAAAUUGCACAAAAGAAGAAUUAGUUCUGACCAAAGAAGACGAUGAAUAUAAGGGUGAAAAAAUUGCACAAGAUUUAAUGAAUAAGUUGGGUGUAAAAAUUCAAGAUUUGAUAU